This is a messenger RNA of Fomitopsis serialis, 1040 nucleotides long. RefSeq lists its product as uncharacterized. Lineage: Eukaryota; Fungi; Basidiomycota; Agaricomycetes; Polyporales; Fomitopsidaceae. The transcript has 5 exons. The record is from RefSeq and is a predicted model, not a curated record. Bases 139 to 798 code for a protein of 219 amino acids.
GGUGGAGUUCCUGGGCUCGGCGUUUUCCUACAAGUCGGUCAUCGAACAGAUGCACCGCCGCGUAGAACGGCAGUAUCUUUCGAUGCAAGGCCCGUCCCAGCUGCUGACCUGUGGAGAUACUCAUCUGUAAGAUAUGUGAUGCAUACCGCACACACAUCUGUUCAUCCAUUCUUGAUUGUUCCUUUACUGAGCGAGGCUCCCAGGGGAACUACAAUGACCGCAAGUUUCCACGGUCUUCCCUUCGCAGAACCGAGUGACAAUUGGCCUCGUAUAGGCUAUAUUUUCCGGGGUGUCUGUCAUCCAGCACCCACGGCGACGUCUUUCGCUGAAAGUUUGAUUCCAAAUCCUAAACGGAUCAUGUCAUCCGGCCCAUACGGUCACAGCACUUCCUCCCUGGUGACAGCUUCUCCCACCGGUACCGAACCACUUUCGCGGGAGCCCUCUCACGGCGGAAAGCACUCCAUUUGCUGUUCUAUAAUAGUCUCUAUACACCUCGCCCUGACGUUCGUCGUAAUUAUAGGCUGCAGACAUAUGCUACCCGUCCGCAUGAAUGCAACACGGACUGACGUUGCUGAGUCACCGGGCUCGUUGACACGACCAUCGCUCGCCGCAUCGUGUCCUUGUCCAGGUCUCAUGCUAGACCAAUCGCUGUUACAUGGGCUGAACGUCGGUCUCGGCGGGCUCCCAGAGCGCAUCAAAGUGCCCGGUUGCACGGGGAGUCCGUGCAGGGCCGCCAUGGCUUACGAUACGCAUACGACCGAGUGGCACAGAGAAUUCGCCGCUGCAUCCGAGUCGUAAUUGCAAACACACCACACCAGUCGCCGUGGUACGUGCCUGCGACGCUAGUAGGCCAGUCGCAGGAACCUGAAACUCCAGUCGGUGACCACCAAAGCCAGCUCCGCGAAAGCCUGUGCAUUGUACUGUACAGAGCAUGAUGGCAUUGGCGCGUGGCAGCUACCUCAGGCGAUCUGAGUAAAGCUCGACGCUACAAUUCGUACACACGUCAUAUACUGCGACCGUAAAGUAGGCGCGGCCAGGGC